Molecule: messenger RNA, 1008 nt
Organism: Penicillium malachiteum
Lineage: Eukaryota; Fungi; Ascomycota; Eurotiomycetes; Eurotiales; Aspergillaceae
Exons: 1
Coding region: 1-1008 (335 amino acids)
Source: RefSeq, a predicted model, not a curated record
AUGUCGUCUGUUCCGCAAGAUCUGCUAGAUGGCAUAUCCGGCUCCCUCGCCAAAGAAGGAAACGUCCUCCAAAUGGUCCUAGUAACGUUCAUCGCACUAUCGUGCUACAACGUCGCUGAGUUAGUUGUGCUUGUCCCCGCGACUUUUCGUCGCUGGCGAGGUCUCUACUUCUGGUCUUUACUUGCAUCAGGUUGUAUAGGAGUUGUACCGUACUCCAUUGGCUUUAUGAUGAAGUUCUUUACUCGUGCGGACUCAGUAUUAUCCGUGACUGUCUUGACUAUUGGCUGGUGGACUAUGGUCACCGGUCAAUCGGUCGUACUGUAUUCCAGGCUUCAUCUCGUACUCCGUGAUGAGAAGACACUAGCACGGGUCCUUCUUAUGAUUGUUGUGAAUUUCUUUUGUUUGCAUGUCCCCACUACGGUAUUGACUUAUGGUGCUAAUAUCGUGCAUACCGGGGAUAUGGCUUGGAUUUGGGGGUAUAAUGUUAUGGAAAAGGUUCAGUUGACCGGUUUUACGAUCCAGGAGAGUCUUAUUUCAACACUUUAUGUGUUUCAUACGGUGAAGUUACUUCGUCUUGGUGCGGAGGUGACAAUUCGUCCGGACGCGAGGUCUAUCAUGUACCAGCUCAUUGGGAUUAAUUGUGCCAUCAUGGCUAUGGAUCUAUUAUUGUUGGGGUUGGAAUAUGCAAACCAGUAUGCGGUGCAGAUCGUUCUCAAGGGCUUUAUAUACUCGCUCAAGCUCAAACUUGAGUUCGCAGUUCUUGGUCGACUCGUUGAUAUUAUUCAGGGCUCCAGACAUCCCAUCUCCAUCGCCAUUGCCGAUACCCUUCCUCUUUGCUCUUAUCCACGUGUCCAGGAGAAUACGAAUCAUACUGAUCAGACGGAGCCUGAUCACGAGCCAGAGCCAGAGUCGGAACCGAAAGAGAUCAUUGUUCAGCAGAGUGGGGAUCGUGCUGUUGAGACGAAGAAUUUCGUUGAGUCGGGGAGAGAGUUGGGCAGAUCAACAUGA